Molecule: messenger RNA, 1380 nt
Organism: Seminavis robusta
Lineage: Eukaryota; Bacillariophyta; Bacillariophyceae; Naviculales; Naviculaceae
Source: the annotation of a GenBank genome assembly
AUGGCACUCUCAUCAUCUUCUCGAACAGACUUACAGAGCUUGUGUUCUACAUGGUUUUAUCCCAAGUACACCUGCUACAGUGCUUUUGCGGUUCUUUCCUUUGUCUACACGAUUUCGGUCCACGCCCUGUUCCAAUGCGGUGUGGUCACCAAGCCCAAGAUACAGUGUGCAUCCUCAAAAACCAAUAGGAUCAGUCAGAGUAUACCUCAAAGCCAACGAGUUGCCAUCGUCACGGGGUCAAACACUGGUGUCGGUCUUGAAACAGCCAAACAGUUAGUAUUGGAUCAUGACUUUUGCGUCAUACUGGCAUGUCGAAGCGGAGCGAAAGCAAGAGCAGCUGCCGAAGCCAUCAACAGUCAAGCGGACGCCAGCAAACAAGGUCGUGCCGUUUUCUUGCAAGAGUGCGAUUUGAGCAGCUUUGCUUCAGUGAAAGCCUUUGCAGAGACGGUUCAUUCGAGAUACGACAAGAUUGAUGUUCUGGUGAACAACGCUGGUUUAAAUACAACUGGUAGAACUGAGGAUGGUUACGAUUUGCUCUUUCAAGCCUGCUUUUUGGGUCAUUUUCUGUUGACGAACCUUAUGUUCGAUUUGUUCCCGUUGGAUGGAAGCGGCCGAAUCGUCAAUCUAUCAUCCAUCAAGCAUCACUUCCCAAGCAACUACACGGGAUUUGUAUCAUUUGAUGAGAGCUAUUGGAGGAGCAGUGCUCUCUUGGCAUAUAGGCGGAACGAGAGUUACCCCAAUGCCAAACAGGCAGCAAUCUUCUUUACUUUGGAACUAAAUCGGCGGUACUCUGGACGAGUCCGUGCCUUUGCAGCCAACCCAGGGGCUGUGAAUUCUAGCAUCUGGAGAAGUGCAAACCUGCAAUGGUUGGUAAUUCCUUUGUUUCGGCUUAUUUUCUUGACAACCGAGCAAGGGGCCGCCACAAGCGUGGCGGCAGCCGUGGGAGAUUUUGACAAUAACAAUGAUUUCUAUUUGCAACCUUAUUGGAUGCCAGAGAGCGCACGUCGCAAGGCCCCCUUUCCCGUACUGGAAAUGCUGGGACCAUUUAUAGGGUACCGAUUCAUACAACCACGGUUGCCGUCUUCACAAGCUGGGAGCGAUGCUGCAGGAGAAGCCCUUUGGAAAGUGAGCGAGGAACUAACGGGUCUGCCAUUUGACGGCGACAUGGAAACCAAAGUUAAAAGCGAGAAUCUCAAGGCAUCUACUAGUACAACCGAACAGCAGGGGAGAGCCAGUGGUGCUCCUGCCAUCACUAGUACUUCUGGCAGUACAACGAUUAUCAGAAGAGGCAAAGCUGACGCCUCCACCAAGGGACCAACAAGGCCGGCAAUGGGGCUCAUUACAAACACUGCCCCUACAAGGAAAAAGAAAGAGAACUAA